This is a messenger RNA of Didymella exigua CBS 183.55, 1357 nucleotides long. RefSeq names its product DUF159-domain-containing protein. The record is from RefSeq and is a predicted model, not a curated record. Lineage: Eukaryota; Fungi; Ascomycota; Dothideomycetes; Pleosporales; Didymellaceae. The transcript has 4 exons. Bases 91 to 1281 code for a protein of 396 amino acids. Gene Ontology annotation, molecular function: single-stranded DNA binding. Gene Ontology annotation, biological process: DNA damage response.
CGCCUCUUGAGCAAAUCUACUAUGCUAUAGCCAAUUCACCAUGUGUGGCAGCGGCCAUCUGAGGUCCGCCAGCAGCUUGAGCAAUCACAGAUGCCUGUCGAAGAGGCCCCAAACGACGAGGAUGUACGCCAAUCGUACAAUUUCGCGCCUGGGUACCAUGGACUGGUCUACCGAGCGGACGGCCCCGGUCUCGGUGAUCGGAAGGAGAAAGAGCCCGAUGUCAAAGAGGAAGCCAAAACAGAAAACACAGCAGACACCAAGUACAAGCUGCAGUCGAUGCAAUGGGGCCUGGUCCCUUUCUGGACGAAGCGCAACCCCGACUACGGCUCAAAGAUGAAGACCAUCAACUGCCGUGACGACUCACUGUUCGAAGAUCGCGGUAUGUGGACGACCAUGAAGAAGCAGAAGCGCUGUAUUAUAGUCGCACAAGGCUUCUACGAAUGGCUGAGGAAGAACAACGGCAAGGAAAAGAUACCACACUUCACCAAGCGCAAAGACGGGCAGCUCAUGUGCUUCGCUGGGCUUUGGGAUCGUGUUAAGUUCGAAGACAGCAACGAGCUAUUGUACACCUAUACCAUCAUCACAACUGACUCGAACAAGCAGCUCAAUUUUCUGCAUGAUCGAAUGCCGGUCAUACUCGAUAACGGCUCAGAGGCUAUACGGACAUGGCUGGACCCUACGCGCACAGAGUGGAGCAAGGAUCUUCAGUCGUUGCUGAAGCCAUAUGAGGGCGAACUUGAAUGCUACCCUGUCAGCAAGGACGUAGGCAAAGUGGGCAACAACUCACCUUCAUUCUUGAUACCUAUAGAUAGCGCCGAAAACAGGAACAACAUCGCCAACUUCUUUGGUAACCAAAGAAAGCUCGCGAAGAAGGCCGACAUCAAAGACUCUGACAAGACGGAGCAUGACUUGGAGAACUCCACGACUAAGGAUGGGCAUGCCAAAGUCGAACACGAUACCAAUGAGAGUCGUGACACUACAGACUACGUGGAGGGUUCAGAAGACAAUGCGUCGCUACCUCUUCCGGAAAAAUCGCUUUCUAAGGUUGAGGAAGUCCAACAAGGUAUUAAACGGGAGACAGAGGACGAAAGUGGCAUUGCAGGGGACAAGCACCUAGCAAAGCACAACAGGACGACCUCACCUCAGAAGCAUCCAUCUCCUGUCAAAACACCUCCAAGAAAGCAGGGUAUGCGCAGCGCCACGAGUAAUGGUAGUGCGGCGAAGACUCCAGCGAAGAGCGACGGCAACGCGAGGAUCACAUCCUUUUUCAGCAACAAGUGAGAGAGAUCCGAAAUACGCGCGUGGCUACCACAUCCUUGGAUCCAGCAAGUGCGAAGUUCAUUUCGCAACAUGCAUG